AACAUUUAUUAUCUCCCAACAUAUAUAUUAUACACCUUCUCUCAUAAUCUUAACUACUUGAUGGCUUUCACAAACCAACAUUUCCAAUUCUUAUGCUUAACCUUAGUCCUUAUAUCGGGGCUUUGGGCCACCCAAUCUUUGGCUCGUCCUCUCGACCAUCACAAAGCCUCGUCUCUACGAGAGAGACACGAGCUUUGGAUGGCACGACAUGGGCGAGUCUACAAGGAUGAGAUAGAGAAGGAGAAUCGUUUUAACAUAUUCAAAAAGAAUGUUGAGCUUAUAGAAAAUUUCAAUGCUAAUGCAUCUUCAAAUAAACUAUACACAUUAGGUACUAAUGCGUUCACUGAUAUAACCACUAAGGAGUUUGUAGCUACUCACACUGGUUAUAAAAAGCGAUCUGAUUCCACAUUUGGUGGUCCGGUGACAACGAGGUUUAGGUUCGAAAACCUUACUGACGCUGACAUCACGCCUUCAAUGGAUUGGAGAGAAUAUGGAGCUGUCACAGGGAUAAAAUACCAAGGGCAAUGUGGGUGUUGUUGGGCAUUCUCAGUAGUUGCAGCAGUAGAAGGGCUAAACCUAAUAAAAACAAGACAGUUAAUCUCACUUUCAGAGGAGCAACUUGUUGAUUGUGUGCAAGGUAACAAUGGUUGUGAAGGCGGUGAGAUGAAAACAGCUUUCGAAUACAUUGAAAAUAACCAAGGUAUAUCAACAGAAGACGAUUACCCAUACACUGCAUCCAAUGGUAUGCCGAGUCAAUGCCUAGUCAAAUCAAGUAUGGUGACAAUAAACGGCUAUGAAUCAAUUCCACCAAAUGACGAGGGUGCCCUAAUGAAAGCCGUUUCCCAGCAGCCUGUCUCGGUUGGUAUCGAUGGUAGCGGGGAUGAGUUCAUGUACUACAAAAGUGGAGUCUUCCAAGGAGAGUGUGGCAAUGACAUUACUCAUGCUGUUACUGCUAUCGGGUAUGGCACAGAUACUAAUGGGAUCGAUUAUUGGUUGUUGAAGAACUCGUGGGGCGAAAGUUGGGGCGAAAAUGGCUAUAUGAGGAUUAUUCGAGGACAGAAUAAAUGUGGUCUCACAUUGGACGCUUCUUAUCCUGUUUGAUUUACGUCAAAAGGAUGGUCUUGAGAUUGCUUGAGCUUCGAUCGGUUGCCUAGCUACGGAGUAUUAUAUUAUGAUUGAAUGAGUUUAUGUUUUAAACUUUUGUUAGGUUAUUAUAUUACUUCAAAAGUCCUACUUCGGACAUACAUUUAUAUUAUAUUUUCUUCAAGUAGUUAACCAUGCAAUGUAUGCAUGGAUUGUUUGUGAGUUAAAAUUAUGUAUUUGGUUGAUUUCUAUAAAGAUUGAAUACAAGCAAAAACAGUAUU
Chenopodium quinoa (quinoa) is the source of this 1364-nucleotide messenger RNA. Its product is annotated as zingipain-2-like. Gene Ontology annotation, cellular component: lysosome. Bases 61 to 1101 code for a protein of 346 amino acids. The record is from RefSeq and is a predicted model, not a curated record. Gene Ontology annotation, molecular function: cysteine-type endopeptidase activity. The transcript is spliced from 2 exons. Lineage: Eukaryota; Viridiplantae; Streptophyta; Magnoliopsida; Caryophyllales; Amaranthaceae.